AAAAAAUUAAGAUGAUCGGGUUUGACAUUCUUUAUGAAAAUCUCGAGUCCGUGGAUUAAAGUUUGAGGAAAAAUGUCAGCAAAUAACGAAAAUGAAAAAAGCGAGCCCAUCGCUGGAUUUCAGGAUGUUAAUGCGUUUACACAGCAAGCACUCAAGUCGGUGGUUCAAGCAACUCGUGUUUCCAAUAAUCUACCAGCUGCUGGGGAUGAUUAUGAUUACUAUUCAAGUUUCCAGGGAGUCAGGGACAUUCUUGAUAUUGAGGGCAAACGGGUCCUUAAUAUCAUCCAAAAUGUUUUGCGAUACCACAAUGUGAAAGGAAACAUGACGUCAUCAUCAGAGGCUACGGACCUUGAUGAUAAAUUUGAUGUAUUAAUGGAUGCCAAUGACCAUAUUCUGGAGAAAGUGGGAUCAUUCCUAGAUGAAUCAGCAGGGCUUAAGAAAAAAGAGGAAAAUUUAAUCAUUGCCACGGCAACACCAAAAGCAAAAUUAACCUCAACAGCCAGCUGGAAUAAGAAGAGUUCAGGGUCACCUAGUAUAUCAGAAUACAAGUUGCUCACCGCCAGAAAUAUCCAGAGGCCACAGGUGAAGUUCCGGGACAAGAUAGACAACGAGAACAGACCAUUUGUUCCCAGAAUCACAGAGAAACCGAACGCCCUCAAGUCACUGGAAGAAAGUCUAAAACUUCCAGACGAUGUAAACAUGUUAGAGGAUCCUGAUUUUGUCUAUCCACAUCCCUACAAGUAUGAACUGAGUGUUCUGAAACCAACAGAUCGACAGCUGCAGGACACAGAACCUUUGAAACCUCGUUUAGUGGAGGACACACCUUUGACCUUUGUUUCCACGGUAAUAGAACUGAGCUCAGUUAUUGACAAACUUAGGAAAGAACACAUAGUAGCAGUGGAUCUAGAGCACCAUUCCUACAGAUCCUUCCAAGGGAUUACCUGCCUGAUGCAGAUCUCCACAGCUACCGAGGACUUCCUGAUCGACACACUUGCUCUGAGGAAUGACUUAUCUCCCUUGAACGAGAUCUUCACUCAUCCUGCAGUGGUGAAGGUUUUUCACGGAGCAGACAGCGACAUUGAUUGGCUACAGAGAGAUCUUGGACUCUAUGUGGUGAACAUGUUUGACACUGGACAGGCGGCCCGAGUUCUAAAUCACUCUCGCUUCUCAUUGGCUCAUCUGAUGGAGCACUAUUGUGACAUCAUUACAGACAAACAGUACCAGCUGGCUGAUUGGAGAAUAAGGCCCCUCCCUGCUGAGCUGAUGAAGUACGCACGGGAAGACACCCACUACCUGACUUACAUUUACCAAAGGAUGAAACAGGAACUGCUGGCCCGUGGAAACGACCAGAAAAAUCUCCUGUUGUCCGUUCUUCAGAGAAGCACAGAAAUUUGUGCAAAGGUGUACAAGAAGCAGGUGUUUAAGGAAGACUCAUACCUGGAGUUGUACAGGAAGAGUAAGAAGGUGUUCAACUCUCGACAGCUGCAGGCUCUACAGAAGUUGUAUCAAUGGAGAGACAAACUGGCCAGGCAGGAGGAUGAAAGCACAGGGUAUGUGUUACCUAACCACAUGAUUCUCCAGAUAGCUGACAUCCUGCCUCGGGAGCAGCAGGGUAUCUUUGCGUGCUGUAACCCCAUCCCUCCUCUAGUCAGGCAGUUCCUACCCGAGAUACACAGCUUUAUCCUGGAGGCCCGGGAAGCACCCCUUCUGAAGGUCUCCUUGCCUCAAGAAAAGAAACCCAGUGUAUACCAGCACCCUAGAUAUGACCCUGCUCAUUUAUUGAACUGUCCUCAUGACUCAAGUCACAUUACAGAUAGUCAGGAUCUGCCUACAAUACCAGAUGUAUCCAUGGUGACUAAAUCUUCAAUGUUGUAUGGUACCAACAACUCAGGCCUCAUUGUGAGGAUGAAGGCCAAACCUCUACUCACAGCCUUUGGAGACAAGAGAGACAAAAGGGCAGCCAGUAAAGGACAGAGAAUGGCGGCGGCCCUAGCCUCUUCCUUCCUGAGUCCAUACACCAUGUUUCUGCCUGAUACAGGUGCUCCCAGUGCAGAAUCUGAGGCACAAAGUCUGGGUAGUUGGACUCUGAAGAAACACACUGUGAAGAGGAAGCGGUCACCUACUCCUCCCAAAGGUCCUCCCCCAAAGAAACUGAAGCCUGACCCCACCCCAGAGAAGCCAGACCUGUCGGUCCGAGAGAUAAAUGCACAACAACGCCAGAAGGAACAUCAGAACGAGGGUGUGGUCAAUUUACGCAUCACAGACGACGACAAACCCCAGAAAAAGAAGAAGAAGAAAGAGAAGAGAGAGAAGCAGCAAGAUGCCGAGUUCGCCGCCUUCGACUACAGUCAGGCAGACAAAAAUAUUUUCUUGGGUGGUGACAGUAAGAAGAAGAAACACGAUGUGUUCAAUCCUUAUGCUUCAUUAAAAGGCAAGGGAAACCAAAAGGUUGGUAGAUCCAAUCAAUCAUUUGCCAGAUCACAGAAAAGUCACAGCUAUAAACAAGAUGGAAAGGGAGGAAAACAGAACAGCUGGCCCAAAAAGAAAUAAAAGCACAUGGGGGACAACACAACAACAUGUGUCAUAGACACUUGUUCCUUACUCAAUAUGAAAAAAACGAAAAAAAAAGCGUUACAUGUGGUUUAAUUGUUUUUUGCAAUUCAGAUAUAUUGUUUAGAUGUUGUUCCGAGAACAUUUAUUUCAACUGAAAUACGCUGAUGAAAAAUCAGAUAGGAUGGGAUUUACAAGAAAGGUUUCCGUAAUAUAAAAAGAUGAAAAUAAAAAUCUACAACUUACAAAA
Molecule: messenger RNA, 2800 nt
Organism: Magallana angulata
Lineage: Eukaryota; Metazoa; Mollusca; Bivalvia; Ostreida; Ostreidae
Product: exosome component 10-like
Exons: 22
Coding region: 73-2550 (825 amino acids)
Biological process (GO): exonucleolytic trimming to generate mature 3'-end of 5.8S rRNA from tricistronic rRNA transcript (SSU-rRNA, 5.8S rRNA, LSU-rRNA); nuclear polyadenylation-dependent snoRNA catabolic process; nuclear polyadenylation-dependent CUT catabolic process
Cellular component (GO): nucleolus; nuclear exosome (RNase complex)
Molecular function (GO): nucleotide binding; nucleic acid binding; 3'-5'-RNA exonuclease activity
Source: RefSeq, a predicted model, not a curated record